Ichthyophthirius multifiliis is the source of this 771-nucleotide messenger RNA. RefSeq names its product zinc carboxypeptidase family protein, putative. Gene Ontology annotation, biological process: proteolysis. Lineage: Eukaryota; Ciliophora; Oligohymenophorea; Hymenostomatida. The transcript has 3 exons. The record is from RefSeq and is a predicted model, not a curated record. Gene Ontology annotation, molecular function: metallocarboxypeptidase activity; zinc ion binding.
UAAAAAAAUUGCAAAAAUUACGAAAUAUAACUUAAAUCCUAAAACCCUGAUUUAUAUAUUGUAGAUAUUAAACAAAUAGAUAAUAAAGAAAAAAACAUUUUAAAAGCCUUUCUUUUAUUCGGAGAGCAUCCACGAGAAAUGAUAUCUCCUGAAACAGGAUUAAAUCUAGUAAAAACCUUAUGUGGCUAAAGCAAAAUAACUUAAAACAAUAAUAUUAAAGAUAUAAGAUCAUUAUAUCAUAUAUAAAUAAUGGUAAAUGCAAACCCAAUAUCAAGAUAAUUAGUAGAAAAAGGAGAUUUUUGCAAAAGAGAAAAUGAAAAUGGUGUUGAUACAAAUAGAAAUUGGGACAGUCACUGGAAAUUAGUUUAAGAUCAAAAUUUAUAAAUAAAUUCAGGUCCGAAACCUUUUAGUGAAAUAGAAUCUUUAACUGCAAGCUAAGUUUCUUAACUUUUUAAGCCAGAUAUAUUUAUUAGUAUACAUUCUGGUACUUUAGGUUUAUAUAGUCCUUGGGCAUACUCAAAUUAAUAGGCUAAUAGAAAUGAAUAAAACAUGAUUGAUAUAUUAAAUAUAGUAAAUGAUAAGUAUUGCAAAGAAUGUGGAGUUGGGGCUGCUGGUAAAGAAGUUGGUUAUUUAUGUCCUGGAACUUGUAUUGAUUAUUUUUAUGAAAAUGGUACUGAAUAUGCAUUUGCAUUUGAAAUUUAUGAUAAAUAUACGAAUUUAUAAGAAGUUCUUAAGCCUAAAAAAUUAAAUAUUGAGUAAAUAAUUUUUUGA